This is a messenger RNA of Photinus pyralis (common eastern firefly), 1027 nucleotides long. RefSeq lists its product as uncharacterized. Lineage: Eukaryota; Metazoa; Arthropoda; Insecta; Coleoptera; Lampyridae. The transcript has 3 exons. The coding region runs from base 487 to 921 and encodes 144 amino acids. The record is from RefSeq and is a predicted model, not a curated record.
AUUAUGGUUACUCUUUGCUUUAGUCACUGGUAUUUUAAAAGCUUUCUCUAUUGAGCAGCAGUAUAAACAUGUAAGUAGGUACCUUUCAGAAUUGUAAAAUAGGGUGUUUUCACAUUUUUUAAAAACUGGACAAGAAGAAAGCACAUUGGCCGAAUAAACGAGCUACACAUUUAAAAAAUAUAUCCGAGCCUUCAUUUGAGAGUAAUUUCAAAAUAAAAUUCGAAAUCAGAAAUUUGCCGCGUAAACGGACAGCCGCGCAUUUGUAAGGUCACAUCAUGGUACAUGCACAGAUUUAGAUCUGUGGUACAUGUACCAUGGGUCACAUAGUUCUCAUCUACGUCACAGUGCAUGUAAACACUGGAACUGUCAUUGUAAACAGCACGCGUUCUACGGUUUUGAUUGUUUUCUGCAGUGAUUAUAUGUUUAUAUAGGAUUGAUUUUAUUACUAUCAAAGACUAGCUAAACAUUGUGCAUGUUUGAAAAUGUAUGGCGCACAAAAUAAAUGGUGUUUUGUGCCAUGUUGUACAAGUACAUCCAAGAAAUUGGUUUAAAGCAGCUAGAAGGGAUAUGCCAAAAUCGAAAUCAACGUUUUACUGCUGCGAAGAUCAUUUUAAUCUGGAAGAAGAUAUAGAAAAUUUUGUACGUUAUAAAUUAAUGGGUGGAAAAAUUAUUCUAAAACAGACGGUGGUUCCUCAUAGGUUUGACUGUCAACCAGACAAGAAAAGAGCUAGUAAUGUUCCCGUAAGAACGCUACCUGUCAAACGAGCAAGAAAACAACUGGUUGAUGAAGCCAUUGCAGAGAGUGAGAAGAGACAGCAAAAUUUACCAUUACUGGUUGAUGAAGCUAUUACAGAGAGUGACAAGAUACAGCAAAAUUUACCAUUUACCAAUGUUGAAGAGCCAGUGCCAGUGCUGUUAUGAAUGCCCCUGUUUGGCAGUCUUCUGUUUUGGAAGAUGUGAUUUUGACUUCUGCAGUACAUCCUCAAACUCGAAGUGUUGGAGUACAAGCAAGACCAUCGUACCGUAG